This is a messenger RNA of Dreissena polymorpha, 1355 nucleotides long. RefSeq names its product demethylmenaquinone methyltransferase-like. The record is from RefSeq and is a predicted model, not a curated record. The transcript is spliced from 6 exons. Lineage: Eukaryota; Metazoa; Mollusca; Bivalvia; Myida; Dreissenidae. The coding region runs from base 218 to 919 and encodes 233 amino acids.
AGGUAACUGUUGCGAAAACUUACCUAUGAAACCCGUUACAUGUUUUAUACGAGUUAACACCGUUACAGUACAGUUCAAGGUAAUAUAAAACUUUGCAUUAAUUCAUUUUAAAAUAUAUGUUCGGGUGCAUCUCUCACUUCCUCUCGGAUUAUUCAUGAAUUAAGUGAAAUCAAAAAUCAGGCCAAAGGUCAGAAGGUCAGAAAUAUAAAAAUCCAAGAUGGCCGACCUCUCGCAGAAAGAAUGGGAUCGUUUCGAGAAGCCGGAACACAGUCACGUGUAUAAGCAGAUCGCGACAGUGAUGCACAAGGGAAUAUCACAGGAAGAGGUGGCGCAGUUCUAUAGCAAAUGGGCAGACGACCUGCAGUAUGAGAAAGAGCUACCAGAAGACGUUUACAAUGCGCCAAUUGUGACAGCAGCAGCGGCCGCCGACGGAAUGACGGCGGAGGAAAAAGCGUCGGUGCGUGUGUUUGACGUCGCUGCCGGCACCGGCUUGUGCUCUCUUUGGCUUCGUUCCCAUGGUUUCCAACACAUCGACGGCCUUGACCCCUCGGAGGGAAUGCUGGCGAAGGCUCGGGCCAAGAACUUAUAUGAUCGCUACAUAUGCGACUUUAUCACGGAUAAGAGGCUCGACAUUAACGACGACACGUACGAUGUGCUGACAGUCAGUGCAGGGCUUGGCGAGGGACAUAUCCCGUGCUGUGCUCUGUACGAGAUGGUACGAGUUGUCAAACCAGGUGGUCGCAUUGUCAUCGUAACUCGAGCCCAGCACCUAGAGACUGUGGAGGAGUACAGAGACCGUCUCGAACCUCUUAUGGACCGUCUUGAAGUCGAGGGAAAAUGGCAGAAACUGGAGCGGAAAAUAUUUCCUGGAUUUUUCUUGGAUAAAGAAGGAAUUCUGUGGAAGUACCAAGUGUGCUAAGAGUGCAUGUCAGGAACGAUAUAAUUACUGUUUCAUGGGGUGAAUUCGCGGUUCCCGUACCUUGUAAAUACGAAGACGCUCAUAUUUAGGGACUAUUUAAUGGUGUAUAAACGUUCGUUCGAAAGUAUACCGAAAUAAUUAACCCAUUUAUGCCAAGUAGACUAUCCUUUGCUUCAAAAUUGGAUCAAUUUAUUUCUAAAAUAAGGGCUAUCUGGUAUAUUUAUUUUUAUAUUUAGAAUAUUUCUUACAGAAAUUCCUUUAAGCAAACAGCGCAGACCCUGAUGAGACGCCGCAUCAUGAGGCGUCUCAUCUGAGUCUACGCUCUUUGCCAGGGCCUUUUUUCUAGACGCUAGGCAUAAAUGGGUUAAUACGUUUUUCACAGAUUCGUUAUCGAAUAAGUUGGAAAUCACAGUACAACAAUAAAACGUAGCAACUU